This is a messenger RNA of Entamoeba invadens IP1, 930 nucleotides long. Its product is annotated as suppressor with morphological effect on genitalia family protein (smg-2). Lineage: Eukaryota; Evosea; Mastigamoebida; Endamoebidae. The transcript has a single exon. Gene Ontology annotation, molecular function: helicase activity. The record is from RefSeq and is a predicted model, not a curated record. The annotation marks the transcript as partial.
UGUGAUGUAGUAGCCUCGACUCUUUCUAAGUGUGCAUUUUGUGUGCAAUAUGCCUGUGUAGUCAUUGAUGAAUCUGCACAGUCAAUAGAACCAGAGACGUUUGGAGCUAUGAUCCGAGUCCAAAAGGCUGUUUUAAUAGGCGAUGUACAACAACUUCCACCAACUGUCCUUUCCACUGAAGGUAAAAAAGGUGGACUUGAAAAAUCGAUGUUUGAGCGACUUUUACUGAACAAAGUGCCAUAUGCGCUUCUAACCACUCAAUACCGUAUGCAUCCACAAAUCGCCAAAUUUCCAAAUGACAAUUUCUAUGCUGGAAAAUUACUGAAUGGGGUCUCCGAAGACGAUCGAAGUGAUCAACGACUUCAAGGAAUACUACCAAACCCACUAUUUCCAGUGAUGUUUGUUCAUUGCAAAGGCGAUGAAUUUUAUGGUGUUUCUGGGAAGAGUUAUGGUAAUUCACAAGAAAAGGAAGUUGUUCAAUACUUGAUAGAUCUUUUUAAUAGGAAAGGAAUAAAAGAUAAUGAAAUUGGUAUUAUCUCACCAUAUUCAACUCAAAGGGAGUUACUUGGAGUUGCACAUAAGACUAUUGAAGUCGCAAGUGUUGAUGGCUUUCAAGGAAAUGAAAAGGAGUUUAUCAUCAUUUCAUGUGUGAGAUCAAAUGAACAACAAGGAAUUGGAUUUUUGUCUGAUCACAGAAGACUUAAUGUCGCUUUAACACGUGCGAAACGCGGACUAGUUAUAGUAGGCGACGCACAUACUUUAAUUUCAAAUCAAAUAUUCAGAAAUUUAAUGAAGUACAUCUAUGAUAGAGGAAAUUUUGUUCAUGUUAUUAAAAAUGAAGAGAUGAGUGGAGAGGGCACUCCAAGCCUCAAUGAAACAUCUCAUUCAAGUCAAAGUGAAGAUGAAACAGAGGCAGAAGAAUAUAGUUAA